Cuscuta campestris is the source of this 2474-nucleotide messenger RNA. Lineage: Eukaryota; Viridiplantae; Streptophyta; Magnoliopsida; Solanales; Convolvulaceae. The record is from the annotation of a GenBank genome assembly.
CUAGUCAUCUCUUUCUGCACAGAAACAUCUAACAAUAUUCUGUCAUCUCAGAUACCGAAUUACCUCAAUCAGAGGCAGAGGGGGGAGGGCAUGCUUGGGCAAGUGCCUUCCAGUGAAAUUCCGGCGAAAUAGGAUUAGGGUAUCCAAUCGGAGAUGGGAGGCCUAGUUUCACGCAUGACGCUUUAUCACUAUCUGGAACCAAUUUAAGGCAAGAUGAUGAACUUGUGUUGCCGCUGUUGUCAACUGUGUGCGCGUCAAAUUAUUGGUAGAAUUACAUCUCAAAUUAUUGAGGAUGAAAAAUAUUUCGGUCCUCACGCUUGAAUUCAUUUUUCGGCGAGAUCCGAUCCUUUCUUUGUGUAGAAGUGGAUUUUGAAUAUGGAGUUAAUAUCAUUUUGGGUGUAGAAUGUAGUAUAAUAUUUUCAUAAAUAUAAUUGCAAUAUUUUCUACUAAAUACAUGAGAUAAUUAGUAUUAACCAAUUUUAAUCUUUAUAUUAAAAGUAUAUUGUUGUAAUCUUUACAAGCAUAGAGAUUGUAGCACUAGACUAGCGCCGGUGUUAUUCGUAUGUCAACAUUAGAAGCCUGACACUUGAACGGCUACGUUUGCUUCGUCAUCACUCAUCCGCGACUUCACGUCAAUAGCGCUUUCAUGAAAAGAUGGUUGCCUUUCACAUUCCCCUCCAUGUACCCGGUGUGAAUCCUCAACCGCACUUCAGCGCCUCAACCUGCUGGUCUUCUUGCUCAGCCGCCAUUCACUCCGUUCACUACCUCAGCUCCAAUCAAUCAACGUUUUCAGCCAUUGCAUGUCGUCGCAUCACUUUCGCCCGUACGCAGCAACUUUGCCUCUUCAUAUGUCACUCCAAGCCAUCAAUUUUGACAGUGUGGUCAAGUUCACUUAAUUAAAUGAUAUUUAUGGAUAACUAAUAAAUAAUAAUUCAAAACCAAAAGAUCUAAUAACAACUUUACAUGCAGACAUUGGGAUGGAUAAAGAUCCAUGAUGGCAUGAUGCAUGAUGCCCUGCCAUGACGAUGAUGACUCAGUUUCUUGAUGAGAUUUACGAUUGAGGACUCCAAAUUCUAAGAUAUUGUUGAGGAAGGACACAUUCUAAGUUGCCUAUAAAACCCAAACUCUCUCAUUUCUUCUCAUCCUCACUGUCACAAACGUAAGCUGAUCAGCUAAACCGCCAUAUACAGACAAUUUCCAAGUGCUUUAGUUUUCUUUCUCAUCUGUGACAGGAUGACCAUCCUUGUUCGGCAAGCCGAGCUUGAUAUGGGUGUUCAGGAGAAAGGAAUGGCACCUGAAGAGCUAAAGAAAGUGGAAAACGGUGGCUUCGUCGUGCCAGGGAGCAAUGCUUUUGGUAACACAUUCAGGGAUUAUAAUGCAGAUACUGCAAGGAAGGAGAUUGUUAAGGAGCUCUAUAGGCAAAGCCACAUCGGCCAAACCUACGAUUUCGUGAAGAAGAUGAGGGACAAGUAUGGGAAGAUGGACAGGGUGGAGAUGAGCAUAUGGGAAUGUUGUGAGCUUUUGAAUGAUGUUGUGGAUGAUAGUGAUCCUGAUCUGGAUGAACCCCAAAUCGAGCAUUUGUUGCAGACAGCUGAAGCCAUCAGGAAAGACUAUCCUAAUGAGGACUGGCUCCAUUUGACUGCACUUAUCCAUGAUCUUGGCAAAGUUCUGUUGAUACCGAGCUUUGGAGAGCUUCCUCAAUGGGCCGUUGUAGGUGACACAUUUCCUCUUGGUUGUGCAUUUGAUGACUCAAAUGUUCAUCCUGAGUUCUUCAAGGAGAACCCUGAUUAUGAUAAUCCCGCUUACAACACUAAGUACGGGGUUUAUUCGGAGGGAUGUGGGCUGGAUAAUGUGCUUAUGUCUUGGGGCCAUGAUGACUACAUGUACUUGGUGGCUAAGGAAAACAAGACUACACUACCAAAUGCUGGGCUGUUUAUAAUCAGAUACCACUCCUUUUAUGCUCUGCACAAGGCAGGUGCAUAUACUCACCUGAUGAACGAGGAGGAUCGGAAGAAUCUGAAAUGGCUCAAAGUAUUCAACCAAUAUGAUCUGUACAGUAAGAGCAAAGUCAAGAUUGAUGUUGAGAAAGUGAAACCAUACUAUGAGUCUCUCAUUAGGAAGUACUUCCCAGAAAAGCUCAAAUGGUGAAAUUCUGGAGGAUUCGGAAGUUAAGCACAUCUGCUUAAAAGCAUUAAUUGCAUCGCCGUGUUCUGUCUUGUUUGUUUAUUGUAAUAAUGUGGUGUACCGGAAGGGAGUUUUCUACUUCCUGCACUUUUAAUGUAUACAUAUCGCAAUUAUACCAUCCGACAACAUUUUCUUGAAACUGAAUAAUCUCGUUUUCACGACUUAUUAUGAACAUUUUAUAUAGUUCCCUUUUAGCGUGUGAUGUUUAUGACGCAUCGUAUCAACUUAUGGAGGGAACCCAUACUAUGAUGUUCUUAACUAAAUCAUUGAAAUGAACUUACUUUGCAAAU